Molecule: messenger RNA, 1186 nt
Organism: Anastrepha obliqua
Lineage: Eukaryota; Metazoa; Arthropoda; Insecta; Diptera; Tephritidae
Exons: 1
Coding region: 103-858 (251 amino acids)
Source: RefSeq, a predicted model, not a curated record
UUUUUUUGUUGUCAUUGCGCAGUUGUCAACAAAUUAUAAUUAUAACAAAUUAAUUUUUUUUUAUUAAUUCUAAGAACGUUAUAAAUACAAAGACAAAAUUAAAUGGAUAGUAAUAAUGGACAAGAAAGCAGAGAAACUGUUUCGGAAAAAGAUGCUGCUGCUACUUCAUUAUUAAAUCAAUUUAUUUUGGGGCAACUGAAAGAGAGACAGUGUUCAAAUGGUGAAAUAAGAUCUCAAAAUGGAUUCGUAUUACCUAAGUUACAAUUGGGAAACGCAAAGCCUACAAAUUUCGUGAUUCCGCCGCUGAAAUUAUCUCAUGCAAAUGGAACACUAGCGUACAAUGCCAAAGUGCCGCCAAUAAUAAUUUCCCGCAAGACAACUGAUGAAAAAACAUCAGGUGAUGGUAUUGGAGAAAUAAGUAGUGGUGUAAACAAUAUGCAAGUGAAUGACUCAGAAACUUUGGAAACAAAAAUUCCAUCUACCAUCGAUCUUACUACAGCAUUGAGCUCUGCCACAGGUAUAAUUGUGAAGAGUAAACAGCGAGUUUCGACGCCUGCUGAAGAUUUCCAAAUACCUUUUAUAGAGUGUGAUCGACGAGAAAAGCCUAUUAUAUUGCCUGUCGUCAAUAACUACUGUCAACUGAGUACAUAUGACAAUUUCUUGUGCAAGGGCAAAGUGCUGACGGCGCCUUCAUCGUGUGGGCGCGUUAUUUGUCUCAACUACAAACGUAUUCAUCCCCUGCCGAAAAUAAGUCACAGUUUUAAAGUGAAGCAUAAAAUACAGCGUUUUCGUUUCGAUACUAAAUCGCCAGAUGAUAUUAUAUUGGCUACAUUGAAUAAGUACCACCGACAAUAUUGAUGAAGACGAACUUCUAGUCUACCAAAUCUGUUAAAACUUGGAGGGAGGAUUAUACUUUUGUAGAAAUUGACCGUCUGUAACAUUAAAACAGUGUAUAAAAUAAUUUAAUUAGAAUUAUGAAUACAAGUUGAGAUACUUUAAAAAAUCAAAAAAAUAAUUAAAAAAACAGGAGGCGGAAAACGCCCACUUCGUCAGGUUUUAGGAUUAAGCAUUUUUGCCUUCAUUCUUUUACUAAACACUUUUUUGCAUUUUUGGCUUCAAAGUGAGAUAUCACCAAUAAAAAGAUGGCAAUAUCAGGUUGCCGAUAUUCAUUUAUUUAUGUCCUAAA